Molecule: messenger RNA, 945 nt
Organism: Miniopterus natalensis
Lineage: Eukaryota; Metazoa; Chordata; Mammalia; Chiroptera; Miniopteridae
Gene: OR2W3
Product: olfactory receptor family 2 subfamily W member 3
Biological process (GO): G protein-coupled receptor signaling pathway
Cellular component (GO): membrane
Molecular function (GO): olfactory receptor activity; G protein-coupled receptor activity
Source: RefSeq, a predicted model, not a curated record
AUGGACGGGACCAAUGACAGCGCCCGGGGAAGCUUCAUCCUCUUGGGCUUUUCUGACCGCCCCCAUUUGGAGAGGAUCCUCUUUGUGGUCAUCUUGAUCGCGUAUCUCCUGACCAUUGUGGGCAACGCCACCAUCAUCCUGGUGUCCCGGCUGGACCCCCACCUCCACACCCCCAUGUACUUCUUCCUCACCCACCUGUCCCUCCUGGACCUCGGCUUCACCAGCAGCUCCAUCCCCCAGCUGCUCUACAACCUGGGCGGGCGCGACAAGACCAUCAGCUACGCGGGCUGUGCCACCCAGCUGUUCCUGUUCCUGGCGCUGGGCGGUGUCGAGUGUCUGCUCCUGGCCGUCAUGGCGUAUGACCGGUUCGUCGCCGUCUGCAAUCCCCUGCACUACCCGGCAAUCAUGAGCCCUCGCCUCUGCGCAGGCUUAGUGUCGGUGGCCUGGGGCUGUGGGGUGGCCAACUCCCUGGCCAUGUCCCCAGUCACCCUACGCUUACCGCGCUGCGGGCACCACAGAGUGGACCACUUCUUGUGUGAGAUGCCUGCCCUGAUCCGGAUGGCCUGUGUCAGCACAGCGGUCAUGGAGGGUGUUGUCUUCGUCCUGGCGGUGGCCAUCGUGCUGUGGCCCCUGCUCUUUAUCCUGGUCUCCUACGGCUGCAUCGUGCGGGCUGUGCUACAGGUCCGGUCAGCAGCAGGGAGGCAAAAGGCCUUCGGCACCUGCGGCUCCCAUCUCACGGUGGUCUCCCUGUUCUAUGGGAACAUCAUCUACGCGUACAUGCAGCCGGGGAACACCUCUUCCCAGAACCGGGGCAAGUUCCUCACCCUCCUUUACAACAUUGUCACCCCACUCCUGAACCCCCUGAUCUACACCCUCCGAAACAGAGAGGUGAAGGGGGCACUGAGGAGGCUGCUGCUAGGUGACAGGGCGGCGGGAAAGGCGUAG